This is a messenger RNA of Prunus armeniaca (apricot), 795 nucleotides long. The record is from the annotation of a GenBank genome assembly. NCBI's taxonomy places the organism in Eukaryota, Viridiplantae, Streptophyta, Magnoliopsida, Rosales, Rosaceae.
AUGCAGAAGAUGCGGAAAGAGAAUUGCAAAGGCAAGAAGAAAUUCUUUCAAAUCAACAAAUGCGAGAAUAUUUCAGAUCAGUUUUUCAAGAAACUGAAGUUGAAGCCCUUAGUUGAAGCCAUUGCUCCACAAGAACAACCACAGCAACAAGAAAAUGAAGAUUUUGCAGCACUGUUUCAAGAAAUUGAACCACAGCAAGUUGCUGCACCAGAACAACAACUAGAACAAGGCUCUUCCUCUGGAAUUAACCCUUGUUAUCAAAAAUCAGUCCAAGGCCUCCAAGAGUUUGGUCAGUUUCAAGAAACUGGAGUUGCUGCACCAGAACAACAACUAGAACAAGGCUCUUCCUCUGGAAUUAACCCUUCUUAUUAUCCGCAAUCAGUCCAAGGCCUCCAAGAGUUUGGUCAGUUUCAAGAAACUGAAGUUGCUGCACCAGCACAACUAGUACAAGGCUCCUCCUCUGGAAUUAACAAGUAUGUCCCUUCUUAUCCCCAAGAAUUUGCUCAAUUACAAAAACGUGGAACCCAACAUGCCCAAGAAGUCAUUGCAGCACAGGGCAUGCCUGAACAACAACAAGAACUUGAACAAAGUUGGAGCCUCCAAGUCUCACCUCAGUUUCACGAAUCUGCAGCCCAAGAACAUGCAGUCAUGGCAGCACAGGACAUGCCUCUGCCUCAACAACCGCAACAAGUAGAACAAGGAGGCCAUGCCCCUCCUGACGUCCCCCCAAGCCACCAAAACAAGAUCACAAGGUGCAGCAAGCGUUUUGAGAAGCAGUUGGCAUAUAGUGAGUGA